CUAUCAUUCCACGUGGCUUUUAAGUGAAAAUAAAUAAUAUUCUUAUCGUAAGUUUCGGUAAAACAUGCACUAAUUUGUAUUACUUUGGUGUUGCAAAAUGGGCCCCCACAACCUGUCGAAUAUUGUGAAUCUGCCACCGAAGAAGCUGAGCCUUAUAUUUAUAUGCCUGGAGCGAACCAAAGAUAGACAAAGGCUGGCCCAAACUCAUCCAGUGCUUCGCAGGGCUUUUGCCCUUUACGCUGCCGACAGAUACCAGCUAAUAGAUUUUGAGAGUUUGCCCACUGAGAACUGGCCGUUCAUAUUCUCCGCAUGCGGUUCGAAUGUUAAGGGCAUUAUGUCUUCCAUGGCAAAGAAUGCAGUGGCUGCGGUCAAGCUGGCAGCCAAACAUUGCCCCAACCUGGAGGAACUGUUCAUUUCCAUACAGUCAAAGUAUUGGGACAAACUUAAGCCGCUGCUGGUGAAACUGAAGGCGCUGAAGGACCUGAGAUUGAUGAAUGACUACACUCCGAUUGAUUUGAUGAACACAUUGCUGGAACUCCCAGAAGUGACGACCCUGCAAUUGUUUCGGUUUAAGCGCGAGGAUCUAAUUCCAGUCAAAUAUUUGCUGCAACUGCAGAACUUAUUUAUCAAGAAUGACGAACCGCUCAACCUGUACGGACUGUGCGCCGACAUGGCGCAGCUCGAAUCAUUGGAAGUACGGAAUGUUUGCAUUAGCUUUCCGGCAGAGCUUAUCCGUGAUCCGCUGUGGCCCAAGCUGAAGCUUCUGAACAUCGGCAUUGAAGCUAUUCGAACCGAAAUGCCGUACUUGCCCAGGCUGAGAAUACUGCACAUUGAAUUCAGCCCCGAAAUGGAACUGGGCAAGCUAUUCGGCAGAUCGGUCUCGGGCUAUUCGAACAGCUUGCAGGUGCUGCGCUUGUAUAGCGACGAAAUUGGCCCCAGCCAUGCCAACAAUGCCAAGGCCAUCGGACAACUAAAAUCACUGAAAUUGCUCAUCUGCUCCAAUCUGAAUAAUACGUAUUUGCAGUUUAUCAAGUUGGAUCAGCUCCAGAAGGUGAUCGUACAAUCCUCCAAUAACGUAACCAACUCGGGUGUCCUUCGCCUACUCCGUGGGUGUAGGAACCUCCGAACGCUCGAUGUCUCUGGCUGUAGGAGAGUCAACCAGAACGUUGUGGGUCCGCUCAUCAAGAUUCUACAGCAUAAUGGCGUUCAGCCAGAUAAUCCAAUGGUUCUUACUGUUCAGUUAAAAUCAUUCGGGGAGGUGCCAACCACUGCUACGGACCCGAACUAUAAUUUGUUGUUCAUCAAAAUAUGCGAGAAUUUCACAUGUGAGCGUCCCUUUACCGUGCCUGAUCCGCCCUUUGAUAUUGAAUAUUAUUGGGACUAAUUGGAGUAAUAAAUUAAAAGCUCAUUUCCCAUGUGUAUCGGAAAUCAGUAUUUCGGCAACCUGCAAAUAAAUUUUGAUCAUGAUUAAAGUGAA
Messenger RNA from Drosophila obscura, 1477 nucleotides. RefSeq lists its product as uncharacterized. Gene Ontology annotation, biological process: SCF-dependent proteasomal ubiquitin-dependent protein catabolic process. Gene Ontology annotation, cellular component: SCF ubiquitin ligase complex. Bases 98 to 1384 code for a protein of 428 amino acids. The transcript is spliced from 2 exons. Lineage: Eukaryota; Metazoa; Arthropoda; Insecta; Diptera; Drosophilidae. The record is from RefSeq and is a predicted model, not a curated record.